Molecule: messenger RNA, 2920 nt
Organism: Pezoporus occidentalis (night parrot)
Lineage: Eukaryota; Metazoa; Chordata; Aves; Psittaciformes; Psittacidae
Product: inositol 1,4,5-trisphosphate receptor-interacting protein-like 1
Exons: 1
Coding region: 1-1557 (518 amino acids)
Cellular component (GO): membrane
Source: RefSeq, a predicted model, not a curated record
AUGGCUGUCACAAACCUCUUUGUGUGGGUACUGCAAAUUCUCAUCCUGAAGGUGCCCGUGGUCACUGGUGAGCCAGAGGGAACCACACCUGACCGCAUGCAGCAGAGUUUGGGGCUGCUGAACCAGGAGCCGGUUUCGCUGCUGCAGGAGGUGGAGCACCUGGGCCAAGAGAAGAGCAAGGGGCAGAGUUACGUGGUCUGGAGAACCCUGCUCUUUGCCUUGCAGCAUUGGCAAUUGGGUUGGAUUGCUGGCGUCCUGCUCGUCCUGAGUGUUGGACUGUACUGGUGGCUCAGGAAAAGGAGCCAUGAGGAGGACAGCAGCGGUGAUGGGGAGAGCUCUAGCUCUGAGGAGGAAGAGCAGGAGGAGGCAGAGCAGGAGGAAGCAGAGGAGGAGGAGGCAGAGAGUGAAGGAGAGAAUGCUGAUGCUGAGAGAGAUGUGGGCAGUUAUUUUGCAAGGCGCAUCAGGUGGUCAGUGCGGAAACUGCACUACGAGAGCGAUUUGGUGUUCCUGCUGGUGGGUAGCCUCAUCCAUGCUUGUCGACAGCUCUUGUCAAGCAGUUUCCUCCCGGUGCUAGAAGCACCCGUCGGGGUGGGCAGUGCCUUUGAAUGCUGGAGUCCCCAUGAAGAUGACACUGUCUACCAUCUGCUUGUGCCCCUGAAGCCCCCCCGUGGGCACGCCUUCCACCUGGAGGUGGGCACUGUGGGCCAGAUGCUGGCGGACUCCUGCAUCCGUGUGGAACUGGUGUGCACAUGCAAGACUGAGGAGACAGUGGGGGACAUGCUGUGCUUCCUUCAUCACCCUGAGGAGGCGCUGAGGAAGAAUCAGAAGCCCAGCCUCCUACACACCCUCUGCACCGGCUCCUACCUAGAUGUGCAGCGGACUGCCCUAUGGUUUCAGGACUUUGUGACACCAGCCUGGGAGUUUGUGCCUCAGUCACAUCACUACAGGAUGAAGGUGCUGCCCUCCAGCCGCUCCUGCAAGCUGCAGCUGACACAUGUCUCUGGGAGAACCUUGCUUGUCGAGAUGAUGCUUGGCGUGCAGCAAGGCGACUCAGACAUCUUUGUGAGCAGCCAGGCUACAGAGGCUGUCUUCACCCCAAGCACAACAUGGUCACUGAGCUUCAGUGUGGCAGAGGCAAAGUUCUUCUGGUUGAUGGCCAGGGAGGUCCCACAUGACAGCUUCCACCUCAACUGCCUGCAACUCUGCGCCCGUAUGCUGACGGGCACAGGAUUUUCCAGCUAUGUCUUUAAGACAGUGGUGAUGCACCUCCUGACUACCAUGCCCCUGGCAGGCUGGUGUAGGACCGAUUUCCUUCUGCGGCUGGAAGACAUCAUGCGGUACCUUCGUUGCUGCCUGGAGGAGAAACGACUCAACCACUUCUUCUUUGGUAAUGAGACCUUUCCGGAAGAGAUCAUCUUGCCUGCAGCCUUGCAAAGAGCUGAGCCACUCAACCUCUUGCAGAACUUGGCACAGGAUCUGGCUGCUCAUGAGCAGGCAAUGAGUGAGUUCAGGGAGCUGCAGUUUCGGCUUAGAAGAGAGCUCUUCAACUGGCACUGAAAGUGGUUUUCAUGCAGAAAGCUGUAUUUGCAGAGUUCACAGCCGAGAACAGAUGACCACCUCAUACAGGAGGCAAAUAAAGGACAGAAUGUAGGACACUGCAAAGAAAAGAACAAUCCCAUGCAACUGAGCUCUGCCAAGAGCCUUUUUCUCUCGUUUUUUGGGGUAGCAACAAAGAUGACUUUCUCUUUGCUUUCUCCUCUCACUGGCUGCAGCCAGAAUGUCAUUUCACAUAGGCCCAGAUACUAUUGCUGGCAGCUCUGGCUGUAUAGGAACCAAGCAAGAGGCACCGUUGACCACUAUCCUCUGGAUGCAGCCAUCCAGCCAAUUCCUCAUCCACCGGACAGUCCACCCAUCACAUCUGUAUCUCUCCAAUUUAGAGAAGGAUUGUAUCAAAGGCUUUACAGAAGUCCACAUAGACAACAUCCGUAGGCCUUCCUUUGUCCACUGAUGUAGUAACUCCAUCAUAUAAGGACACUAGGUAGGUCAAGCAGGACUUGCCCUUGGUGAAACUGUGCUGGCUGUCUUGAAUCACCUCCCUGUCCUCCGUGUGUCUUAGCAUAGCUCCUAGAAGGAUCUGUUUCAUGCUCUUCGCAGGCACAGAGGUGAGACUGACAGGUUUGUAGUUCCCAGGAUCCUCCUUUCUACCUUUUUUAAAACUGGUUGUGAUAUUGGCCUUUUUCCAGUCACCAGGGACCUCACCUGACAGCGGUGACUUCUCAAAUAUCACGGAGAGUGGUUGACAACUACAUCAGCCAAUUCCCUCAGGACUCUGGGAUGGAUCUCAUCAGGUCCUAUAGACUUAUGUAUGUUCAGGUUCCUCAAAAGGUCACAAACCUGAUCUUCACUUACAGUGAAAGGGAUCUUGCUCUCCAAGUUCAUGCCUUGCAGUUCAUCCACUCUAAAGGUGUGGGGAGAGAGCCUGCCAUUGAAGACUGAGGCAAAAACAUUGUUGAAUACCUCAGCCUUCUCCUUGUCCAUUGUUACCAGUUCACCAGUCUUGCUCAUCGGGGGGGCACCCUUUCUUUGACCUUCCUGUGCUGGUUGACAUACCUGUAGAAGCCCUUAUUAUUAUUCUUUGCAUCCCUUGCCAAGUUAAACUCCAGCUGGGUCUUGGCCUUCCUCUGCACAAGCAGGCAGCAUCCCUAUACUCUUCCCAGAAUACCUGUCCCUUCUUCUGCUGCCUGUGAAUUUCCAUCUUGCCCUUUAGUUUGACCAGCAGGUCUUGACUCAGGCAUGCUGGCCUCUUGCCUUCCUUACUCCAUUUCUUACACCCAGGGAUUGUGAGCUCUUGUGCUUUAUGGAAAGCAUCCUUAAAGAUCUGCUAGCUCUGUUCUGCUCCCUUGUCCAUGGGGGCAGUUUC